This is a messenger RNA of Caenorhabditis elegans, 1242 nucleotides long. RefSeq names its product MADF domain-containing protein (gene lido-5). The coding region runs from base 31 to 984 and encodes 317 amino acids. The record is from RefSeq and is marked reviewed. NCBI's taxonomy places the organism in Eukaryota, Metazoa, Nematoda, Chromadorea, Rhabditida, Rhabditidae. The transcript is spliced from 3 exons.
AGAGACCUUAAAAACUCAUUGCUACAAUAAAUGACUCCAAACACCGAACGCUCUAUCACUAUGCAGAAAAAUAUUGAAUUGGGAAAAACCAAAAGUGGCAGAUACUCAAAAAAGCGCGUCAAUGUCAAGAAAGCUUUGUUUAAGAUUGUUGAAAAUUAUCCCAACAUCUGGAAAUCAAAAAGCAGCGGUCCACCAGAUGAAUGGCGUCAAAUUGUGAUGGAAGUAUUCAAACAAACAGGAGAAAUCGUUCGCGAGAGUAUUCUUCGUGUCACGUUAAGCGAGGCGAAGAGAUACUUGAAAGUGAAGAUUGUAAAGUGUAUCAAAAAGAAGAUGGAUCACAAUUCAAUGGAGUCUCACCUGCGUCAAUGGAUAUUUUUCCCAUAUUUCAGAUAUUACUACAAUACGCUCGGUAAAUUUGAGAGUGAAAAAAGAUCUCAAGUUUCAACAGGAUCGAGCGUUGAUUCUCAACUGGUGGACGAUACCUUUGGAGAUGAUAUGGAGAUGGACGACGAUUGUGAAGAAGGGGACAACGAUGAUAUUGUGUUUGUCGAGGAGGUUAUUCACGAACAAUAUUUAAACGAUUGCGUUCAAGAAGUGAAGCCUCAACAUACUGCCAUCGCUCUUCCACCAUCACCACUUCUCGCCAAUAAUCGCACCCCCUCUAUGUCACAUUUUGCUCGUUUCAGUGAAGAAUCUAUGGCCAGGGAAAUCAGCUGGGAAGAUCAAGCUCCGAAAGGAGCAAAGGAAAAUGCUCCGAGCUACGAAGCCACAGAAAAGUUUGCGUCGAGCAUCACUUCACAAAUUUAUCGUCUUUUUGAAGAAAAUGCGGAAAAAUCAAAGCUGAUUAAGGAUGUUCUUCAAAAGACUAUUCUGGCUCUUGAUGACACAAACGCGUACCACAGAAACAGCUGUGAUGUUUUCGAAGAGCUUUUAGCUGUGGAGGAACACAAACUGAAUUCGCGAUCGGGAAAUAACAGACGUUGAGCAAUUGAUUAGUUUUCUUGCAAUCUAUACUAUGAUCUCUAUAUACCACUUUUACCGUUUUGUUCUUUUCAAUUUGAAAAGGUUUUGAAUGUUUAAUUAUUUUUCUUUUAUUUAUCUACUCUUCUUCUCAGGUACUUAUUUUUCAUAUUUAGCAAAAUAUUUAUUGUUGGUUUUUCUAUGAGUUUUAAAAAUCACUAAUGGAUCCAAUUUUGUGGCCGUAAUCUGUUCACACUGUUCACAGUAAAUUGUCGUUCAAUA